AUGUCGACCGACGCCGAAAAAGCGGCAGCGCAGCUCGCGGAGACGUCGAUCGAGCCCGCGAACCCGGUGCACGAGCCGUCGGGGAUGGAUCUGAACUCCCGACUCGAGCUCGCGCUGACGAUCGCGGAGGAAUGCGUGCAGCCGGACGAGCUCAGGAAACUGUUGGAGAAGAAACCCGUGCCGGUGUGCUACGACGGCUUCGAGCCGAGCGGACGCAUGCACAUCGCGCAGGGAGUGAUGAAGGCGCUGAACGUGAACAAGCUGACGAAGAUUGGAUGCAAGUUUAAGUUUUGGGUCGCCGAUUGGUUCGCGCUGAUGAACAACAAGAUGGGCGGCGAUUUGAAGAAGAUUCAAAAGGUCGGCGCGUACAUGGUUGAGGUGUGGAAAGCAAUCGGAAUGGAUUUGGAAAACGUAGAGUUCGUGUGGAGUAGCGAGGAGAUCAACAGCCGCGCGGGAGAGUACUGGCCGUUGGUGUUGGACAUCGCGCGGAAGAACAAGCUCGCUCGGAUUCUGAGAUGCUCGCAAAUCAUGGGUCGAAGCGAGAGCGACGAGCUCUCGGCGUCGCAAAUUUUCUACCCGUGCAUGCAGUGCGCCGACAUCUUCUUCCUCGGAGCCGAUAUCUGCCAGCUCGGGAUGGAUCAGCGCAAGGUGAACAUGCUCGCAAGAGAGUACUGCGACGACAUCAAGCGAAAGAACAAACCCAUCAUUCUGUCUCACCACAUGCUCAUGGGCCUCAAGCAAGGCCAGGAGAAAAUGUCCAAGUCGGAUCCCGACUCGGCCAUUUUCAUGGAAGACAGCGAGCAAGAGGUGAACACGAAGAUCAAGAAGGCGUACUGCCCAGAGAAGGAGAUCGCCGGGAACCCAUGUAUGGAGUACAUCAAGUAUGUCAUCAUCCCUUGGUCCGGAAAGUUUGAUUUGAAGCGCAAGGAGGACAACGGUGGGGACAAGACGUAUGAGACGUACGAAGAGUUGGAGGCGGAUUACAUCUCGGGCGCGGUGCACCCGGGAGAUUUGAAGCCUUCGCUUGCGGCAAUGCUCAACGCUAUCUUGCAGCCGGUGCGCGACCACUUCAAGAACGACGCCGCGGCGAAGGCGUUGUUGGCGCAAGUCAAAUCGUUCAAGGUGACGAAGUAG
Molecule: messenger RNA, 1134 nt
Organism: Ostreococcus tauri
Lineage: Eukaryota; Viridiplantae; Chlorophyta; Mamiellophyceae; Mamiellales; Bathycoccaceae
Product: Aminoacyl-tRNA synthetase, class Ic
Exons: 1
Coding region: 1-1134 (377 amino acids)
Biological process (GO): tRNA aminoacylation for protein translation
Molecular function (GO): ATP binding; tyrosine-tRNA ligase activity
Source: RefSeq, a predicted model, not a curated record